Molecule: messenger RNA, 10728 nt
Organism: Pelobates cultripes (western spadefoot toad)
Lineage: Eukaryota; Metazoa; Chordata; Amphibia; Anura; Pelobatidae
Source: the annotation of a GenBank genome assembly
AUGGCGGCCGGCAACGCAAACCGCAUGGCGAACACGAAACGGACACCAACGCCACGGGAUGAACCCCUACAGAGUCUAGAAGCGAUACUGAACCGCUUCUGGGACACACUCAUGAAGCAGCAACAAGCAUCCCGACCCAUGAUACCUGCACCACCGACAAUGGGGGAGCGGAGCCGCGGAUGGCGGGGAGUAAAGGGAAAGCCCUUGGGCCUCAACUACCCACCUACAUGCAACCUAGCCCACCCGGGCUGCAGGCCAAAGGGCAGAGAGCCCAGAAGCAUCGUCCACAUGGGCGGAGGAAUAAGCAUUGCAAGCGAAAGAAAACGACCUGCUCCUCCGCCACUCCCACACAUGGAGGAAACCCGGGCCCUCGCGGUAGCUGAGUUUGUGGCCAGAAGAUGCAGGCCUGCAUGCCAGCCUGGGGCUGGAAGGACAUCCUCAUUGACACCCACACAGCACCGGACACACACAGCUUCUACAAAGAAGACAUCGGGUAAACGACUCUGAUGGGGCUUAGUUAACUCACUGCAAUGGGACACUGUCAUAAUGCUUGCCCCUCCAUAAUAGAGAGACCGCAAGAUUUACUGGGCGGCUGGACACACCUGUGGACACUGAGCGUAAAGUUAUGCCGGGGAGGCAGUUGGCUGACCUGUGGCCGCAGGGGGAACUGUUUUGGCGACCGCAUGGGAAGCUGUGCUGUCUCUGCUCCCCCGCCCUCGCGCGCUACUGAAUGAGACCGGGGUCUCAUUAAGCUGCGCACUGGGGAGCAGAGACAGAAGAGCCAGCUCCCCCUGCAGCCGCCAUCAGAGCUCUCCUUGCGCCUGCCAGCACACCAAUCUGUCUGCCCACAGGUAGCAACAACAAUUAUGUGUGUCAGUGGGAGUGUAUGUGUAUGUGUCUGUCAUUGUGUGUGUGUGUGUCUGUCUGUCUGUGUCAUGGUGUGUGUCUGUCUGUCAUGGUGUGUGUCUGUCUGUCAUGGUGUGUGUGUGUCUGUGUCAUGGUAUGUGUCUGUCUGUUAUGGCGUGUGUGUGUCAUGGUGUGUGUCUGUCUGUCAUGAUGUGUGUCUGUCAUGCUGUGUGUGUGUCUGUGUCAUGGUGUUUGUCUGUCUGUCAUGGUGUGUGUAUGUGUCAUGGUAAGUGUCUGUCUGUCAUGGUGUGUGUGUGUGUGUCUGUGACAUGGUGUGUGUCUGUCUGUCAUGGUGUGUGUGUGUCUGUGUCAUGGUGUGUGUCUGUCUGUCAUGGUGUGUGUCUGUGUCAUGGUGUGUCUGUCUGUCAUGGUGUGUGUGUGUGUGUGUGUGUCUGUCUGUCAUGGUGUGUGUGCAUGGUGUGUGUCUGUCUGUGUCAUGGUGUGUGUGUGUGUCUGUCUGUCAUGGUGUGUUUGUGUGUGUCUGUGUCAUGGUGUGUGUCUGUCUGUCAUGGUGUGUGUGUGUGUCUGUGUCAUGGUGUGUGUGUGUCUGUGUCACGGUGUGUCUGUCUGUGUUAUGUAAUGUGUGUCUGUCUGUGUCACGGUGUGUCUGUGUCAUGUAUGUGUCUGUGUCAUGGUGUGUGUGUCUGUGUCAUGGUGUGUGUCUGUCUGUGUCAUGGUCUUUGUGUGUCUGUCAUGGUGUGUGUGUCUGUCAUGGUGUGUGUGUCUGUCUGUCAUGGCGUGUGUGUGUCUGUCUGUCAUGGUGUGUGUGUGUCUGUCUGUGUCAUGUAAUGUGUGUCUGUCUGUGUCAUGGUGUGUCUGUAUCAUGGUGUGUGUCUGUCUGUUUCAUGGUGUGUGUGUGUCUGUCAUGGCAUGUGUGUGUCAAGGUGUGUGUAUGUCUGUCAUGGUAUGUGUGUGUCAUUGUGUGUGUGUGUCUGUCAUGGUAUGUGUGUGUCAUGGUGUGUGUGUGUCUCUGUCAUGGUAUGUGUGUGUGUGUCUGUCGUGGUGUAUGUGUGUGUCUGUGUGUGUUUUUAAAAAUAGUGUUUUUACUCACUUUUUUUUUUUCCAACGUCGUGCUGGUUUCCCAUCGACUGGCCCUGCCACUAUGGCUGAGAUCAUCAAGCUCUCAGCCAAUUCGCACUGACACAGGAAGCACCUCUAGUGACCGUCCUGAGUGUCUGUCACUAGAGGUGUCACUAGGAAGCAAUGUAAACAAUGCCUUUUCUCUGAAAAGUCAGUGUUUACAUUGAAAAGCCUGCAGGGACAGGCUAUAGACACCAGAACCACUACAUUAAGCUGUAUGUGUGAGCCUCCUAGUGAGUGAGCUUGCUUGCAUGUGUGUGUGUGGGCCUGCUAGUGAGUGAGCUUGUGUUUUUAUGUCAAUGAGCUUAGGUAUAUCAGUGAGAUUGUUUGUCUAUGAGGCUGUGUAUCAAUGAGCUUUUGUGUGUCAGUGAGAUUGUCUGUGUCUGCAUGUGAGUAUACUUACUGUAUAAUUAAACAUUUUACUCUGAAAGGACCAAUAUUUUAUAUUAGAAAAAGCAAUAUAUAUUUGAGAUAUAUAUAUUACUCAAUCAUCUGGGGUGGCAAGACAUAGCCUUACAUAUUACAUGCGACAAUAUAUGGGGCAAUGACUUAUGGGGCUGGCAUAGAUUUUUUUCCAGGGCUGCUUUGUACCCUCAGUCCGGCCGUGGUCCCAGACCCACCUGCCAAACCUCCAGAGCCGGCAUCGACUGACUGAGGUGGAGUGGACCGACCCAGAGACUGACUGUGCCCCUACAGGCCCAAAUGUAGAGACUAUGCCAGACUACAUAGCACAGUCUAUACCAAAAGGCUGUCAUUAUUCACUCCUGUAACUCACUGCACAGAAUAUCUAUAACAUUAGGUGCAACCACUAUAUACUAAUAAGCGACUCUACCCUAGCAGGUUACAGUGAACAAACGAACUGUUUGACAUUGCAUAGGUACAGGUGCACUAGCUAAAUGGGGUCGCUAGCGUUUUUACUGCAUUAUAGGUAUUAUCUAUGUUGCUGCUGAUCUAGUUAACGCAUAAACCAAGCUUGUUUGCAGGAUAUACUCACAUUUAAAUUGAUGUAUCAACGUUACAUUAAUUAAGCUUGAUAACUAAGACAUAUAUUACAGUCCACCUGUUUUCACAACUCAAUGUUCUAAGCUUGUUUAUAUAAUAUAAAAUGAGGCUGAUAAUUCUAGGAGUUUUUGUAAUUUGUUUUAUAUGAUCCUAAUCUGUAUAACCCCUGCAAGUCUCCCUCUCUUUAUUCUGUACCACCAUAACCACAUGCCUCAAUAAAAGAAAGAUUGACAAAAACAAAAUAACAAAUUCGCCAUGUUUUGACCAAACCCCAUUUAUUCCUGUUUCACUGCUGACACUAGCCAAAGUACCUGCUCUUAUUUAUCCAAACAUACACCAUACCCUUGAUGUAUUUCUCUUUCCCCAUUUCUCCUCUACUGCCAUGUUUUUCUUCCCUGAGUUUUUGGAAAGUAAUUUUGUCUUUUAUUAAUAUUAUUAUUUUAUUAUUAUUAGGACUCCUCACGUUUGUGAACUGUGCAUAUGUGAAGUGGGGUACUCGUGUCCAGGAUCUCUUCACGUAUGCCAAAGUGCUGGCUCUAAUUGCUGUCAUCAUUGCAGGAAUUGUGAAGAUAUGUCAAGGUGAGAUAUGGCGUUGUAGACAUCGUUUUUGGCUUGAGCAACAAGUGUAGGGUCUCCAACAGGCCUCAGUCCCAGAUUAAGAAUUAAUACUAAUACAGCCAAACCAUCUCCAAUGUUGCCUACAUUAUAUUAACCUCUUCAGGACCAGAAUUUGCAACUCUUUUGUUUUGCAUGACAGUCUUGGGAUAUUUCUAACACUGGUGGGGGUGAUAGACAGUAAGGCAUAUUGCUAGGGGUGAGGGUUAUGAGACAUCCAAACGCUAUGUUUCCACAAGACUGGUAUGAAAUAUUCACAUAGAGAGUGGUUAAUACUCUGCCUUGCUCCUUGAGAAAAGAUGGUAUUAGCUGCUCAAUUUUAGCUGUUAUCUUUGUUUGUCUCAUCAAAGUGGAAGCCAGGGGCACAGUGGCCUUGCGUAAUCUACCACCUCCGUUGCUAUAUGCACUAGGAGUAAGUUGAAUGAGUUCUAAUCAGAUAUCAGCAAAAAUUCAAAAAUCAUAUCGCAUUCAGUAUUGUAUUGCAUUAUUAUUAAUAAGUUAAUAUAUGUAGAUAUAUGACAUACCAAUUUAUGCACUGUAUUAAUUUAUGGUGGGUGAAAGUUUUUUGACAUUGAGAACAGAGAAUAGAAAAUGGAAAGCCAACAAGCAGAAGAAAGAAAAACAUAUUGAGAGAAAGGCAACAUAAUUGAUUGAGAUAUGUAUGAAGCCUGUUUUAUCUUGUGUGGUCCUUAAGGACUAGUGUAUUAUUGUGAUUUUUGAUACAGGUGUGUUCACCUUUAAUUUAAUUAGCUCUCAUGUAGUGAGUUUUAUAGCUCACACAUUCCCAAAGUAGAUAUGGACUAUCUUUUAGAGAAGUAAGUGAUAACACGAGGUUUAUCUCGAAGAGUUACUGUGAUAUGCAAUUAAAUAUGUUUAGGAUUAUUCAAUAAACCAGGAGUUGUUGUGAAUUCACCAAUGAGAAUUGCCAAUUUAAGUUCAGAAUAGACGAGCUAGAAAUAAAAAAAAAGUUUAGUUUUUUUUUUUAUCAGUUUGACUAUUGUGACCUAAAAUGUUCCCAACAUCACAUUCCAUAAACUUUGAAUGCUUUAUAUUUCUAGGUUCAUGUGUUAUCAAUUCCUUUUUCAUGAUCUAAUUUGCUUUAUUGCCCUCUCUCCUUCCCCACCUCCCACAGGUCACACACAGAAUUUUGAAGACUCCUUUGCAGGUUCCUCUCCGGAUGUUGGCAACAUUGCGCUUGCUCUGUACUCGGCUCUCUUUUCAUACUCAGGAUGGGACACCCUCAAUUUUGUCACAGAAGAGAUAAAAAAUCCAGAGAGGUAAUAACUGGUAGUGUAAGCAGUUUACAUGGAUACUGGAAAUAAAGCUGAACACAGUUGGAGGAUAGGGAGGGAGAUUUUAAAAACGUUUGAAAGAUUUUAUGGAAGUGGACUAAAGAGCAAGUAAAAGUUAGGAAAAAACAUUUCAGAGGGCGAGGAGAUGACUCAUCGAGAGUAAAUGGAGAUAAAAACAGAAGCUGGGCAGACCUCUCAAGGUCAGGCUAAGAGGUAGAUUAGAUACAGAGCAAAAUGCAGCUAGUGGAUAAAAAUAGCAUUUAAUGGAAAAUAUGCAUAUAGAGGCUAGGAUAGGAAUUUAUAAGGAAAGAGAUUGAGCGAAUACGACUAUUCUCUAUUUGUGGUAGAUCAUGUCCUUCCAUCUGUUUUAGGAAUCUGCCUCUGGCCAUCGGGAUAUCCAUGCCCAUUGUGACCGUGAUAUACAUUCUGACCAACGUGGCUUAUUAUACGGUGCUGGAUAUGCGGGCCAUUCUGGGUAGUGAUGCUGUUGCCGUGGUAAGACACCUGUAAGCAAACACAUUGUCUGGUUUGCUUUCUGAUUAUGUCUGGGAAAUGUAGGAGCUAAAAAGGUAUUUUAGUAGCUGACAUACAUUACUUUAGGAAAAAAUGUGUACAUCAAUGGACAUCUAUUACUUAAGUACUUUGGGAUAGGGCUAUCACAACCCCAAUCCAUGAUGUAAGUAGGCACUGAAUAAAUGAAGAUUAGAGAUCACUGCAUAGAACCAAGAGCAAGAGAUAGGAUUGGGAGAAUGAAUGAAUGAAAAUGCAUGGAAAAAUAGAAAUAGGAUAUUAAUACUGUAACAGAAACACAAUGGCCUCAAUUUAAUUUAUUUCAAACCACAUCAGAAAUGUUACCAUUUAGUUAGAAUUUUUAAAAAAAAAUAUAUAUAUUUAUCUACAAAGUCACCAUUAAAUACUAUGGGAAUUUGUGUAGAUAGAUCAUUUGAAAAAGUAUUUUAUUUUUUUGUAACAGAUUGUAAUAACGUCUUAUGCCGAUUCAAAUAAAUUAAACUGAGUCCAAUGUUUGUAUCAUUUACUAAGUCUGCUCUUAAUAUCCCUUUUUUCCCAGACAUUUGCUGAUCAAAUUUUUGGAAUAUUUAACUGGACAAUUCCGCUUGCUGUCGCUCUCUCUUGUUUUGGAGGCCUAAAUGCAUCGAUCCUCGCUGCAUCCAGGUAAAAAAAAAUCAUCAGCAACUCUCCUGAGAGACAGCAAUUGCUAAAUGCCUAUCUGAGGUUAAUGAUAUUGUGGGCAACUGCCUGGGGGCAGUUAUAAUAUCGAAAAGUGCCAAAUGGACAUGCUUGGAUGGAGUGUUAUGUACUUUGCCACUAGAUUACCUUGUUUCAAUUUACCGACUAUUUUAUCCUUUUAAAAUGAACAUACCUUUUUUAUAUUUAAUCCUAUAGCAUUUUUUUGUUCCAUUUGUUCUUCAUUACCUUCAUUAUAGACAGGUGGUAAAAUAAUAUUACAUCUUCACACUCACAGUGAAAGAGAGUAUUUAUGUUGCAGUUAUGAAGCAACAUAGUCAGUUAUCACUUCAUAACCAUAAUUAAGGGGUCCUGAUCAGAAAGACAUUCAAGGAGGAACAGAUUGCAUUAUGAUUGGGUCCCUCCUUCUAACAUGGGUUUCCAAAUAUCAAUAAAUGAAUUGGAAUGGUUUAUUGACCAUCUCAGGAAAGGGAGAUGAAGUGCCAUUUGGAAAAAAAAUAUUUAACCUUGUUUGUAUUUUUAUUUUGUGUACCUUCCACCUCCUCAUUGUGGAAGAUAACCAGCAAACAGGAAUGUAAGUAAGAAACAUAGCUCAGAUUUGAUACCAUUGGCAAUAAAAUCAUUUCUGCUUGCAGCUGCUAAAAUAAGCAAUACUGCUCUCUAUCUCUUUCAGUGACUAACCUGGUCGCUAUCUAAAAAAUGCCUUACAAUGCACAUUCUUAGGUUAGGGAGAUAAGGUCAAACCUACUUCAGGAAUAAACAGUGUUCCACAUGGGAUUCACCUAUGAAUAGUGCCAGAGACAAUGCAUUAAAUCUGCCUCUACUUGAUUACAUUUUAAGCAAGUACUGUCUGUGGCCAAUCAUAAAUCACAGUGAAACAGCGCCUAUGAAAUAUUUCCCCCCAAUUUUAUCCCAAUAGGAAGCAGAGGGUAUGCACCUGUCUAGGAUUUUUGUGACUGCAGUAGGGGUGAGAUCAGAAAACAGAGAAAGUCCAAGCCACCAUGCCCCAACAAUGAUUAUCCAAAUUAAUUAUUGUUUGAUUCACAGUGUAGUUGCCGUAGUGUUGAAAGAUAUGUUAUAGUGAAGAGUUAAGAGUCUAUUCAUAAAGUAAGAGGGGCUGCGGGAGGCAAAGUACUUUUUUAAGUAGUACACCAGUGGCAUGGAAUAGUGGGGUGAAUCAUAUGAUGGUGAAUCAUUGUUUACAAGCCUGUGCCUGUGAAUGGUUGUGAAAUAUCUUGGUCAACAAACGUAUGUAUUCCAGUGAGGCCCAUCGUACUAAGGAUACAAAAUGUACACUGGUGUGGCUGGCUUGCAGGCCUCUUACUUCCCCUGCCACUUUAUGCAUCUAUUUAUCCCCCAACCCCUUUGUGUCUCUUUUUUCCCUUCCCCUUUGUGUGUCUCUUUCUCCCUGGAAUUAUGUGUCUGUUUCCCACCCCCUUCCCCAGCCGAUCUGUGUAUCUCUUUGUCCACCCAGCCCUUCAUUGUGUCAAUGUGUCCCCCCUCAGUCCCUCUAUAUGUCUAUUUGAGCCCCCUAUACCAUCUGUGUGUGUAUGCAUGCCUGUUCCCCCCAGCACUCCUGUGUGUCUGUUUGUCCCCAAAGCUCUUCUGUGUGUCUCUUUGAGUCUCCCAGCCCCUCCCUCUGUGUGUCGUUUUGUGCCAUUCCAUUUGUCUCAUUCCCCCAGUCCCUCCAUGUAUCUAAUUCACUUCCCAGCCUAUUCAUGUGUCUCAUUAACAAAUUCAUGUCUUAUUCACACCCCCCAGCCCCUUAAUGUUCCUCAUCCCCCCAGGUGUCCCAUUCAUCCCCCUCCACAGCCUCUCCAUUUCCCCCCUAGCCCCUCCAUGAGUCCCACCCCACAAGCCUCUCCAUGUGUCCCAAUUCCCCCUUCAAUGUGUCCAUUCCCCCUUUCAAGCCUCUCCAUGUGUUCCUAUCCAACCCCUCCCCAGCCUGUCCAUGUGUAUCAUCCCCCUCCCCUCCAAUCAUACAUCCUUUCUAUUAGUUCCAUGUGUCCUGUUCCAACCUCGGCCUCUCCAUGUGCCUUUUCUCCCUUCCCUGCCUUCCACUUGGUAUGCCACUGAAUGGGGCUAGAAUGUAUUAAUACUCUGUGCUAUAGCUGUCUGGGCAUGAUAUUAACUUGGCUUUCAUAUUUUUUUGUGAGCUGUGCGUAUGAUUAUAUGAUUUCUCAUUACCUGCUUAGUGACUCUACAAAAAAGAUUACCAUCCUCCUGCCUUCUUAUUAAAAAUGUAGUUAUUAUUUGAUAAAAUAUUUUCUAAUAUUUAUAGAAGCUAUAUUGACCAGUUUCAUUACUUUGGCAAAGCUAAAUGUGUAUUUGGCGCUACAUUGAUUUUCUUCAUUGAGAUUGAUAAAGACAUAAUAUUAGAUAUAAUUAAGCCAUAGGAGUGCACAGUCAUUCCCCCUAUAAAUAUAAUAUCAUAAUAUAAUGUUCUAAGUGAAUAGCAUCCAUUCUGUAUCAUUCAGAGCAGGAUUGACCAUAAGAUGAAAUUAGUUGGCCGUGUAGUGCCCAGGGGUUUGACAUGGUCCCUGAACCAAAGCAUGACAUCAUCAUACAUUUAAAUGUAUAAAAAUGAAAUGUACUAUGGCAUGCUAAAUUAUGCCACAGUUUUUUUGGGGGGUGAUUAAACAGCUCUGCAGAAUUUGUUAGUGCUUUAUAAAUGAUAAAACCAAGGAGUAAAUGUUUCUAUUUAUUCCAGGCUGUUCUUUGUUGGCUCUCGGGAGGGCCACCUUCCUGAUGCACUAAGUAUGAUCCACGUGGAAAGAUUUACUCCAAUUCCUGCACUGUUGUUUAAUGUGAGUAUGUGAAAUGGAACUUUCUGCUAGAUUGAUUUACAUAUUUAUCACUAAUAUCACUUCAGUUUAUUGAUCAUUUAAAUUUACUGAUGCAUUACCUUGACAUUUAAAAUAUGUUACUCAUUGAUUCAUUCUGAGUUAUAGCACAAUAAGGUAAAAUAAAAGAAGCAUUUUAAUAACAUUGUCAUGAAUGAUGAGCAUCUGCUAAGCCCUUUAACAUAAUAAUGGAACCCUUAUAUUUUCUGACUUGAAUCUUUGAAUCACAGGUUGACUGUGCCAUCACACCAAUAUUAUUUGAAGACAUCACAAAGUAAUAAGAUUAGAAAAUAAUAGCACCUGGUAUUUGUCUCAUCCUUAGGGAGCCAUGGCUUUGGUAUAUCUGUGUGUUGAAGACAUCUUCCAGCUCAUUAAUUAUUACAGCUUCAGUUACUGGCUAUUUGUGGGCUUGUCUAUUGCUGGGCAGUUAUAUUUAAGGUGGAAGGAGCCAGACAGACCAAGACCUCUCAAAGUAAGUACUCAACUGAAUAUUACAAUGAACACACAGUUCCAACUUUAUAUCACCUGAACAUUCUCUAUCUAUAUAAUAUUACAUGUUGAUACCAAUGAUCUUGCGAUCUUUGUACAAACAAUACUGUGUUUUUUCUAUAUCGCUCCAGUGUACCCAACUUUUUUAAACAUAUACAUUAUGUGAAAUGUUAUCUGAUCUGUUGUCUGUGCUCUUUUCUAAGCUUUUGUUUUUGAGACGUCUUUACAUGUCCACUUAAGAACCAGGUUUUAUUUCCUCACUGGCCAUACAUAACCUGCAGUCCCCGUGUCGCCAUAACCACACUUACAAAUGCAAACUUAGGUAAAAUGUAAAGACAAACGUCUGUAGGUGUUUCAUGCUUAGCCAAGCAAAAUGUCUUUGAAGAAGUGCACGAAAUCCUCUGAAUGUGAAGGAUACAUACUCUGCUGAAUGUUUUGCAUGAAAGUUGAUUUUUUUCUUUUUAAAAAACUAAAAUCUUAUAAAUACUGGGGAUGUAAAAAUUGACUUUGUAUUUCUGUUUAAUGUUAAGUGUAUGAGUAGCAUCCUCAGUAUUCAUGUUAUCUCAUAAGAACAUUGAUCUUCUCAGGAUUUCCAUCUGCCUUUUUCCUGUGAUACUCCAUUAAUUAACUCAAAGUCCACAACUCCAUAUAAUUUAUAUUUUAUCCUCUUCUUGUCGCUGCCUCUACAUUUUCAAGGUUCCUCCAUUCAAUCAUUCUACCUUUGGACCUUGGUUCUUCCUUGUUUGCCGAACACUUAUUUCUACUAGGUCCAAUUUUGGUAUCUGUAUCACAGUUUUUUUUUGUUUUGUUUUUUUCAUUACAGCUCAGCCUGGUAUUUCCAGUUGUAUUCUGUCUAUGCACUGUGUUUCUGGUAGCAGUGCCCCUGUACAGUGAUUUAAUAAAUUCAUUAAUUGGAGUGGCCAUUGCUCUUUCUGGAGUUCCAGUCUAUUUUUUUAUCGUACGUGUUCCAGAGAAGAAAAAACCAAACUGGUUACGGCAAAUGGCAGGUAUGUCUAUGUUACGUUCAUGUUAUGUAGUAGAUGGGUGUGUGUAUAUACUGUAAUACUGUAAGCAUCAGAACAGGUACAGUAUGUGACACAUAGUGUAGUCUACAGUAGAUGUAGGCUGUUGGUUAGGUGUAGUUGGUGCCAUGCAAUCCAAUUGGUUUGCUUUGCUCAGUUUCUGCACUUUCUCUUUCAGCUUCGGUGACAUACUAUACUCAGGUCAUGUGCUUCUCUGUCAUUACUGAGAUGGAUAUAGAAAAAGAAGAAAAACAGUUGUCUAAAUCUGACUGA